AUGGAAACCUUUUGUUGUGGCCCCAUGUACUCUGACCAGGGCUGUGGUCAAGAUCUCUAUGAAGAAUCCAGCUGCCAAACCAUCUGUUGCCGCCCCAGUUGUGGAAUGUCAUCAGGCUGUGGCCGCCCUGUCUGCUGCCAAACCACCUGUCGCCCCAGCUGUGGUGUGUCUUCCAGCUGCUGCCGUCCCAUCUGCUGCCGCCCCACGUGUGGCUCCAGCUGUGGAGUGUCCUCUGGUUGUGGUGGUUCCAUUAGCUGCCAGACUACCUGCAAACCUAGCUGUGGUGUGUCUUCCAGUUGUGGCAGCCCUGUCAGCUGCCAAACCAUCUGCCGUCCCAGUUGUGGUGGGUCUUCUAGCUGUGGCAGCCCUGUCAGCUGCCAGACCAUCUGCCGUCCCAGUUGUGGUGGGUCUUCUACUUGUGGUGGCUCUGUCAGCUGCCAGACCACCUGCCGGCCCAGUUGUGGAUCUUCUAGCUGUGGAAGCCCUGUCAGCUGCCAGGCCACUUGUGGCUCCAUCUGUGGUGGGUCUUCUAGCUGUGGUGGUCCCAUCCUCUGCCACACCACCUGCCGCCCCAGCUGUGGCAUCUCUUCUGGUUCCUGCCAAUCAAUUCCCUGCCAGACCACCUGCUUUGGUACAUCUUGCAGCCGUCCCUGUUGUGGUGGAUCAUCUAGCUGUGGCAUCUCUUCCAGCUGUGGUAGACCUGUCAUCUGCCAGACCACCUGCCGCCCCAGCUGUGGCAUCUCUUCCAGCUGUGGUAGCCCUGUCAUCUGCCAGACCACCUGCCGCCCCAGCUGUGGUAUCUCUUCUGGUUGUUGCCGCCCCAUCCCCUGCCAGACCACCUGCUUUGGCACAACCUGUAGCCGCCCAUGCUGUGGUGGGUCCUCCUGUUAA
Messenger RNA from Suncus etruscus (white-toothed pygmy shrew), 891 nucleotides. RefSeq names its product keratin-associated protein 4-3-like. Gene Ontology annotation, cellular component: keratin filament. The transcript has a single exon. NCBI's taxonomy places the organism in Eukaryota, Metazoa, Chordata, Mammalia, Eulipotyphla, Soricidae. The coding region runs from base 1 to 891 and encodes 296 amino acids. The record is from RefSeq and is a predicted model, not a curated record.